UGCUGGAGCUGUGCCUGACGCACGGGCUGGGGCCGGUGGCGUUGGCCAACGAGCUGUUGGCGUUUGUCACCUCCAAGGACCUGGGUCCCCAACUCUCCGCCGCCAGCCUCGACGCCUUCGAGCACGAGGUCCUGGCCAGGGGGGGUGGCAGGGUCCCCCGGAAAAGGGACAACCGCGGCGGCGCCUUCCACGACGUCCCACACGCUCCACCAGCUGUAUACCUCACGGUUUUGGGGGGAUUCCUGGAAAAACGGGGUUUUACUGGCCGGGAGGGGAGGGGGGAUCCCCUUCCCCCACCCCCAUUCAAUCCCAAAAAAAUGGGAAUUCCACCCCGGAACCCCCCCCGGCGCAAACGAUUUCUGUCCUCCCGCAGCCCCUACGCGCUGUUUUCUCCCGGUAGCCUCUCCCCGAGCGUUACCCCCUCCCAAAAAUACGCCGUGCGCAGCAGCCGGGGCGAGGUGGUGGCCUCAUUCGGUGCCACCCGGGGUCCCUCGUGGAGCGGCGGUGGCGGCGGUUGCGCCCUGAAACUUCACGGUUCCCCGGAUGAAAACCUGCUGAAAAGUUACAAAUUCAUGUUCCAGAAAGCGCUGGACAUCCGGGAAGCGUUGUUGUGGAGGAUGGAGGAGCUGGGCACCGCGCUGAGGAGCCACCACCACCUGGAGGACUUCGCCUCCGUCUCCCUCCCGGCGCAGGAACCGGUGACGGUGCUGGGCCAAAUCGGCUGCGACAGCAACGGCAAACUCAACGCCAAAUCGGUGGUGCUGGAGGGGGACCGGGAACACUCCGGGGGGGGGCAGAUACCCCUGGACCUCUCGGAGCUGAAGGAAUAUUCCCUUUUUCCCGGCCAGAUCGUGGCGCUGGAGGGGACCAACAGCACCGGGAAGAGCCUGGUGGUCUCGAAGCUCUACGAGGGGGUCCCCCUGCCCUUCCACACGCCGCCGGAGCCGUGCCCAGAGCAGAGGAUGGUGCUGGUGGCCUGCGGGCCCUACACCACCUCCGACAGCAUCGCCUACGAUCCGCUCGCCGACCUCAUCGAGGUGAUCGGCCGCGACAGACGCCCCGACGUCUGCGUCCUGUUUGGGCCGUUCCUGGAUGCGAAUACCGAGCAAGUGGAGACCUGCCAGCUGCUGGCGUCCUUCGGGGAGGUCUUUAAGCUCUGCCUCAAGAUGAUCAUCGAAGGGACGAGGAGCGCCGGCUCCCAGCUCGUCUUCGUCCCCUCGCUGAGGGAUGCCCACCACGACUUCAUCUACCCGCAGCCGCCGUUCCUCUACCCCGACCUGCCCAAGGACGACAAACCGCGCGUGCACUUCGUGCCGGAGCCCUGCACCCUGGACAUCGAUGGCGUCGUUUUCGGCCUGACCUCCACCGACCUGCUCUUCCACAUGGGCGCCGAGGAGAUCAGCAGCUCCGCUGGGAUGUCGGACAGGCUCACACGGAUCCUCAAGCACAUCCUGACGCAACGGAGUUACUACCCAUUGUACCCCCCCUCGGAGGAGCUGAACGUUGACUACGUGAGCUUCUACAGCUACGCCUCGUUACCUGUCACGCCGGAUGUCCUUGUCACCCCCUCGGAACUGCGGUACUUUGUGAAGGACGUGCUGGGCUGCGUCUGCAUCAACCCGGGGCGGCUGACGAAGGGCCAGGUUGGGGGGACCUACGGCCGCCUGUACGUACAGCGCGAGGACACCGAGGGCGAGCGGAAGAGCCCGUGUGUCGCCGCUCAAGUCGUCAAAAUCUAAAGCGUCGAGAGGUUUCCUCCACUGGAACCGCUUCACGGAAACCAAGCGGUUUCCAAAUACACUUGGAAUUUUGGUUAAAAAAAGAAAACAACAC
Messenger RNA from Falco peregrinus (peregrine falcon), 1833 nucleotides. RefSeq names its product DNA polymerase alpha 2, accessory subunit (gene POLA2). Gene Ontology annotation, molecular function: DNA binding. Gene Ontology annotation, biological process: DNA replication initiation; DNA replication. Gene Ontology annotation, cellular component: alpha DNA polymerase:primase complex. NCBI's taxonomy places the organism in Eukaryota, Metazoa, Chordata, Aves, Falconiformes, Falconidae. The record is from RefSeq and is a predicted model, not a curated record.